UCUCUCCUUUUCCUAAUUCUGGAAAUUAGUCCUCUUCUUCCCUCUUCCGUCACUUACUUCGUCUCGAAGGAAAAUUUUUAUAUACCUCCUUCUUGAUUCCCUCUACAACAAACCACCCCUAGUCAUGCUAGAAACGGAGCUCCACGAUUUAUCUGACGACGCAGAUUACGCCGCGUCUCAACUGCAAGGUUCGGCGAGCAUGAUGAGGUGCGAUAGCGGCAAGCAAAGCUCGUCUAGCGAACCUGAUGGCGCGGAAGCUCUGUACACAAAGGAUAAUGUUACAAUUCACCCUACUCAAUUCGCGUCUGGGAGGAUUAGUGGAAGAUUGAAGUUGAUUAAGCAAGGCUCCUCUCUGUUUAUGACUUGGAUUCCUUACAAAGGGCAGAACUCAAAUAUGAAGCUGUCUGAGAAAGAUAGAAAUCUAUAUACUAUUAGGGCAUUGCCGUUCACGGAUGUGCGUUCUAUUCGUCGACACACUCCAGCUUUUGGAUGGCAGUAUAUAAUAGUCGUAUUGUCAGCAGGACUUGCAUUUCCUCCUCUGUAUUUCUACAAUGGAGGAGUAAAAGAAUUCCUUGCAGCAAUAAAGCAACAUGUUUUUCUUGUGAGGUCGGCAGAAGAUGCAAACAUAUUUCUUGUGAACGAUUUUCAAAAUCCUCUGCAGAGAACUUUGUCUUCUUUAGAGCUGCCUAGAGCAGUUUCUGUCACAACUGGACAAUCAGCAGUCACUCCAGUGGGUGAAUCUCCUUCACAUGAGAACCAGGACAGUGGUGGGGAUGCUCGUGAUGAAAGUGCUAGUUUUUCCCGAUACAAUGGAAGGCAGAGGCAAAGAAAUCAUGAUCCUGCCUGGGAUAUCUCAAUCAAUGUGUUGGAGAAAUUCUCUUUUGUGACCAAAUUUGCCCGCGAAACAACUUCACAACUAUUUAGUGACAGUUCUAGCAAUGGCUUUAGUGAUGUUGAAAGGAGAACUCACAACAGUACACCAAUUGAUCUCCCGCACAAGGCAUCCAUCACUGUAGAUGAAGUUCUGAAUGAAAUCCUUGUUACUCCUGAUCCUUUUGAUUUUGAUAAACUCUCACUAGCAUGGGGGAAACCGCGACAGCCACCACUGGGAUCAGAAGAGUGGGCUACUUUCUUGGAUUCUGAAGGGCGAGUGAUGGAUUCAAAAGCCUUGAGAAAAAGAAUAUUCUAUGGGGGAGUUGAACACAAUCUACGACAAGAGAUUUGGGCAUUUUUGUUGGGAUACCACUCGUAUGAUUCGACAUAUGCAGAAAGGGAAUAUCUUCGAUCAGUUAAAAAGUCGGAGUACGAGACCAUAAAACACCAGUGGCAGAGUAUCUCGAAUGAACAGGCAAGAAAAUUUACGAAAUUUAGGGAAAGGAAAGGACUUAUAGAGAAAGAUGUGGUUAGGACUGAUAGAUCAGUCCCAUUCUACGAAGGUGAUGAUAAUCGAAAUGUGGAUAUUUUACGUGAUAUUCUUUUGACAUACUCCUUUUACAACUUCAACCUGGGGUACUGUCAGGGUAUGAGCGAUCUAUUAUCCCCAAUUCUGUUUGUGAUGGAGGAUGAACCAGAAGCAUUUUGGUGUUUUGUGGCAUUAAUGGAGCGUCUUGGACCCAAUUUUAAUCGUGACCAAAAUGGCAUGCAUACUCAACUUUUUGCAUUAUCCAAGCUAGUGGAGUUUCUAGACGUCCCGUUGCAUAACUAUUUCAAGCAGAAUGAUUGCUUAAAUUACUUCUUUUGCUUCCGCUGGGUUCUAAUUCAAUUUAAGAGGGAAUUUGAGUACGAGAAAACAAUGCGUUUAUGGGAAGUGUUAUGGACGCAUUAUUUGUCUGAGCAUAUGCACUUGUACGUAUGUGUAGCAAUCUUGAAGCGCUACCGCAACAAGAUAAUGGGGGAGCAGAUGGACUUCGAUACACUCUUGAAGUUCAUCAACGAGCUGAGUUGUCAGAUUGACGUUGAUGCAAUUCUCAAGGACGCAGAAGCUCUGUGCCUAAGCGCUGGUGAGAAUGGUGUGGCUUGCAUACCACCUGGAACUCCACCUUCAUUGCCUGCUGAUGACGGUUUUCUAUAUCAACAAGAUGAUGAAGUGCUGUGAAUGGUUUAUUUGCCUUGUAUUAUUGUCACCAGGCACUAUCGGUAACACAAGCAAGUUUAGUGGUCAAAUUAUCAUUUACUGUCCUUGCCAUUGAAUACUGUAUCCAGGUAACAACAUGAGCAACGGCAUUUUCUGUUUUCUUUCUUUCCUUCUAGUCAGCUCAACGUUAUUAUUUCUAGCUAGUCAA
Molecule: messenger RNA, 2282 nt
Organism: Tripterygium wilfordii
Lineage: Eukaryota; Viridiplantae; Streptophyta; Magnoliopsida; Celastrales; Celastraceae
Product: TBC1 domain family member 15-like
Exons: 15
Coding region: 125-2095 (656 amino acids)
Biological process (GO): activation of GTPase activity
Molecular function (GO): GTPase activator activity
Source: RefSeq, a predicted model, not a curated record